Messenger RNA from Linum trigynum, 1813 nucleotides. The record is from the annotation of a GenBank genome assembly. NCBI's taxonomy places the organism in Eukaryota, Viridiplantae, Streptophyta, Magnoliopsida, Malpighiales, Linaceae.
AUAAAAUAUCCCCCGCGCGCCCACGUCCAAAUGGAAGAUUUAAUAUAUUAUUAUCUCGACGUCUCCCCAUUAAUAGUUCCUCAUCUCUCUCAACCUUCACUCACCACUUACCCAACAACCAUGGCUUUCCUCUUCUUCCUCCUUGCUCUCCCCGUCAUCCUCUUCAUCCUCCUCCAAACCAACCGACCCAAAAAACCAUCCAACCUUCCACCCGGUCCGCCCGGUCUACCCAUCAUCGGCAACUUGCUCCAAAUCGACAACUCCUCCGUACACCGCUCCCUCGCCCAACUCUCCCAAAACCACGGCCCUCUCAUGUUCUUGCAAUUGGGUUUCGUCCCAAGCAUAGUAAUCUCCUCGUCCAAGCUAGCCAAAGAGGUCAUGAAAACGCAGGACCUCGCUUUCUGCAGCCGGCCAACUCUAACCGGUCAGCAGAGGCUAUCCUACAACGGGUUGGACCUAGUCUUCUCCCCCUACGACUCUUACUACACCGAGAUGAGGAAAAUAUGCAUGGUCCACCUCUUCCACCCGACCCGGGUCCAAACCUUCCGACCCAUCAGAGAGUACGAGGUCUCGCAGAUGAUCCACAAGAUAACCUCCAAGAUCGGUUCAACCCCCGACAAACCGGUCAAUUUGAGCGAGGCCAUGAUGUACUUGACCAGCACUAUAAUUUCGAGGGUCGGGUUCGGGAAGAGAUACGAGGAAGAAGGGAUCGAAAGGAGUAGGUUUCAAUCGUUGCUGAAUGAGAGUCAGGCUAUGUUCACGAACUUCUUUAUUGGUGAUUAUUUCCCUUAUAUGGGUUUUGUGGACAAGCUCAAUGGUUCGACCGCUCGGCUUGAGAAAAAUUUUAGAGAGUUUGAUGACUUUUACCAGGAGGUCAUAGACGAACGCCUGGAUCCAAAGAGAGGGAAAACUCCAGAGCAGGAAGAGGACAUACUCGAUGUGUUGUUGCAAGUCAUGAAUGCUCCUUCCUCCAAAGUCCAACUAACUUUCAACCACGUCAAAUCACUCCUCAUGAAUGUAUUUCUUGCAGGGACAGACACGGGCGCUGCCACAGUGGUAUGGGCUAUGAGCUUCCUAAUGAAGAACCCAGAGACAAUGAAGAAGAUACAACAAGAAGUCAGGAGCUCGAUUGAAGCCACCAAGGGCUUCGUGAACGAAGACGAUCUUCACCAACUAUCAUUUCUGAAAGCUGUGGUUAAGGAGACGUUCAGAUUGCAACCCACAGUUCCGCUCUUGGUCCCUCGACAAACCACUGAGAAGACUCGAUUGGACGGCUAUGAUAUCCCAGCCAAGACCCUCGUCCAAAUCAACACAUGGGCCAUUGGGAGGGACCCUGAAGUAUGGGAGAGCCCAGAGGAGUUCAAGCCCGACAGAUUUUUGGACAACUCUUCGAGUACUAGUACUGUUGAUAUUUUUGGGCAAAGCUUCGAGCUUACCCCGUUUGGAGCUGGGAGGAGGAUAUGCCCUGGCCUUCACAUGGGCCUUGUCACGGUGGAGCUCGCGCUGGCGAAUUUGGUGUACAAAUUCGACUGGGAAAUGCCGGUUGGGAUGAAGAAAGAAGACGUGGAUAUGGAGGUGAUUCCGGGUAUUACCAUGCACAAGAGGAAUCAUCUCUGCCUUGUAGCUAAAAGGCCUAUAAUAUGAAAAAUAUUAUGUAACGAUAGCUCUCAGUUUGUAAUGUUGGGGAUGAAUAAUAUAUAACCAAUGGAUGUGAGUAUGUAAUGUAAUCCUACAUUAAUAUUACCUUCUGAUGAUCAUUUACACCUAUAGUCUAUAGAGUUCUGCUAGUGUCUAAUAAAUUAUUAUAUUAUUA